CUCAAGGCCUGCUUGAUACGUCCGCCAUUUUGGGCGCUUCGCUGAUGGUGUCGGUGAACGCGUUUCCCGCCUGAGCGCAACUAGCGGCGAGUCGCGGGCACCUCCAGGUGGUACAGGAUGGCUAGAGUGGCCUGGAGUUGUGUACUUCCCUUUCCUCAUGCGGAAGGUUAGAGGGGGCUGGAGUUGGAUAUUUCCCUUCCUCCAGGAGAACUUCUGUUUCAUGUCCACCAUCCCACUUUAUUCCUGCUAAUCUGCUAAUGCGGUAAAUUGGAAGACAACCGUUGCCAGGAUAACCUGUAAUGGGCAAGGAGCCACAGAGAAGAAAAUAUUUCUUUUAAUUUUUAAACUUGGUUUGAAAGACCAGCAUGUUUUGGAAAUUCGAUCUUCACUCAUCAUCCCACAUAGACACACUUCUAGAAAGAGAAGAUGUAACACUGAAGGAGCUAAUGGAUGAGGAAGAUGUUCUACAGGAAUGUAAAGCUCAGAACCGCAAACUUAUAGAAUUUCUGUUAAAAGCAGAAUGUCUCGAAGAUUUAGUUUCAUUCAUUAUUGAAGAACCACCUCAAGACAUGGAUGAGAAGAUCAGAUACAAGUACCCAAAUAUAUCUUGUGAGUUGCUCACUUCCGAUGUCUCCCAAAUGAAUGAUAGACUGGGAGAAGAUGAAUCCUUGCUAAUGAAAUUGUAUAGCUUCCUCCUAAAUGAUUCCCCCUUGAACCCACUACUUGCCAGUUUCUUCAGCAAGGUGCUAAGUAUUCUUAUCAGCAGAAAACCAGAACAGAUCGUGGAUUUCCUAAAGAAGAAACGUGACUUUGUGGACCUUAUUAUAAAACACAUAGGAACGUCGGCCAUCAUGGACUUGUUGCUCAGGCUCCUGACAUGCAUCGAGCCUCCACAGCCCAGGCAGGAAGUGCUGAAUUGGUUAAAUGAGGAGAAAAUUAUCCAGAGGCUUGUGGAAAUAGUUCAUCCAUCGCAAGAAGAAGAUCGGCAUUCAAAUGCAUCACAGUCACUUUGUGAAAUUGUUCGCCUGAGCAGAGACCAGAUGUUACAAAUUCAGAACAGUACAGAACCAGAUCCCCUGCUUGCCACUCUAGAAAAGCAAGAAAUUAUAGAGCAGCUUCUAUCAAACAUUUUCCACAAGGAGAAAAAUGAAUCGGCCAUAGUCAGUGCAAUCCAGAUAUUGUUGACUUUACUUGAGACACGGCGACCAACAUUUGAAGGCCAUAUAGAGAUCUGCCCACCAGGCAUGAGCCAUUCAGUUUGUUCAGUCAACAAGAGUGUGCUAGAAGCCAUCCGAGGGAGACUUGGAUCUUUUCAUGAACUCCUGCUUGAGCCACCCAAGAAAAGCGUAAUGAAGACUACAUGGGGCGUGCUGGACCCUCCCGUGGGCAACACCCGGUUGAAUGUGAUUAGGUUGAUAUCCAGCCUCCUCCAAACGAAUACCAGCAGCAUCAACAGGGACCUGAUGGAGCUGAACAGCAUUGGGGUCAUAUUGGACAUGUUCUUCAGAUAUACGUGGAAUAACUUUUUACACACACAAGUGGAAAUUUGUAUUGCACUGAUUCUUGCGAGUCCUUUUGAAAACACAGAAAAUAGCACAAUUACUGAUCAAGACUCCACUGGUGACAGUUUGUUAUUGAAACAUCUCUUUCAAAAAUGUCAGUUGAUAGAACGAAUACUUGACGCCUGGGAAAUGAACGAGAAGAAACAGGCUGAAGGAGGAAGACGGCAUGGCUACAUGGGCCACCUGACGAGGAUAGCCAACUGCAUCGUGCACAGCACUGAUAAGGGCCCCAACAGCGCCUUAGUGCAGCAACUCAUCAAAGAUCUUCCAGACGAAGUCAGGGAGCAAUGGGAGACGUUCUGCACAAGCUCCUUAGGAGAAACUAACAAGAGGAACACGGUAGAUCUAGUUACAACCUGCCAUAUUCAUUCAUCCAGUGAUGAUGAAAUUGACUUUAAAGAAACGGGUUUCUCACAGGAUUCUUCUUUGCAGCAAGCCUUUUCUGAUUAUCAGAUGCAACAAAUGACGUCCAAUUUUAUUGACCAGUUUGGCUUCAACGAUGAGAAGUUUGCAGAUCAAGAUGACAUUGGCAAUGUUUCUUUUGAUCGGGUAUCAGACAUCAACUUUACUCUCAAUACAAAUGAAAGUGGAAAUAUUGCCUUGUUUGAAGCAUGUUGUAAAGAAAGAAUACAGCAGUUCGAUGAUGGCGGCUCUGAUGAGGAAGAUAUAUGGGAGGAAAAGCACAUUGCAUUUACACCAGAGUCCCAAAGACGGUCAAGCUCGGGGAGUACCGACAGCGAGGAAAGUACAGACUCUGAAGAAGAAGAUGGAGCAAAACAAGACUUGUUUGAAUCCAGCAGUGCCAACACGGAGGAUAAAAUGGAGGUAGACCUGAAUGAACCACCCAGCUGGUCAGCCAACUUUGAUGUCCCCAUGGAGACCACGCACGGUGCUCCCUUAGACUCUGUGGGGUCUGACGUCUGGAGCACAGAGGAGCCAAUGCCGACGAAGGAGACAGGCUGGGCUUCUUUCUCAGAGUUCACGUCUUCCCUGAGUACAAAAGAUUCUUUAAGGAGUAAUUCUCCAGUGGAAAUGGAAACCAGCACUGAGCCAGUGGACCCUCUGACGCCCAGUGUGGCUGCGCUGGCAGUGCAGCCAGAAGCGCCAGGCAGUGUGGCCAUGGAAGCCAGCUCUGACGGAGAGGAGGAUGCAGAAAGUACAGACAAGGUAACUGAGACAGUGAUGAAUGGCGGCGUGAAGGAAACUCUCAGCCUCACUGUAGAUGCCAAGACAGAAACUGCGGUCUUCAAAAGUGAGGAAGGAAAACUGUCUACCUCUCAAGAUGCUGCUUGUAAAGAUGUGGAGGAGAGCCCAGAGGCGGCAGAGGGGAAGCCUGUGGCCCCCCGGCCCCCUAGCAGCAGCCCAGAGCAGAGGACUGAGCAGCCGAGCGUGCCCGGUGACGCGGCGGUUAACGGCCCCGUAUGAUGCGCGCCCCGCUGCUGCUGCGCUGCUGCUGACCGAGGACCGCAGGCGCCCCCGCGGGCUCGGGCUGCGUCGGGGCCCCGCGCCGCCACCGCUGCACUCACUCUGCAAGGGAUCAGGACCAGCAACCUUUCUAUUCUAGAGUCUAAGACGUGUACAGAGAAUCCCAGACGUGUACAAAUAUUGCACAUUGACAAAUACCAAGAACUUUUGCGUAUGUUUAUAUUGUUCUAAACAAUGGGUAGCCUGUGAAAUAAGAUCUUGCCACCCAUGUAAUAAUAGUAGUAAUACUAUAGUUAAAAAUGGCUGUAAGAAUAGUUUUAUAAAAGUGAAUACACAGAUCUAUUGUAUUUGAAACAUAACUAUUUGACAAUUAUUAGUGUGACCAAAGUAUUAGGCAGUUUUCAUACAUUUUUCACCUUGUACAAAAUUCUGAAUUCAUUUUUCUUCCAGGUUGGCGAGGAAUUGUAGGAUUGAAAUGCCCUCUAAGUGUUAUUUUGGUUGUUCUAACUUACAAAAGUGAUUUUGCAUAAGAAAUAUUUGGUGUUCUUUUUAUAACCAGUUUUUGAUUGGUAACUGUUUUCUGUAUUGUUUAAAACGGAUCAAAAAAUGUAAGUCUAUUGGUAGAGAUUAAGUAUUUAUUGCUACAACUUAGUUGAUAAAUUGAUGUUAUUGUAAAGCCAUAUGUUCUGUUAAAGUCUCGUUUGCUUGAACCAAUUAUCCCUACAGGUGAAACACUAGAAUAUUUGGAGUGUACAUGGCGUGUGGUUUGGAUUUUUUUUUUGUUUUCAUUUUUUGUUUUGUUUUGGUUGUUCAUCUGCCUUUUAACCCAUUCACCAAAAUUUACCUUGUUAACAAGCGUCACCAGUGAACAUUUCAGAGCAGUCUGCGCACUGAACAGCCCUAGAUCACACCAGGCUAGUCAGCGGGAAAAUGCUCGUGCUGCUGAUGGAAUUAGAGCGCGUUCAUUUUACAGGCUAGUGUUUUUAAACUAGAAAUCAAAACCUGGCACCUAAGCAUGGUAAUUGUUUUACUGUACCUUGUGAGGUUUUCACUCGUAAAUUCUAAACCAGUGUAUUUUUUUUAGAACUGGUUUGUGUACAUAUUAUAGUGAUUAUGGAUACUAAUUCAAUGUAAUUUAUAAUUUUCUAUGUCAGUAUAAAAAUACAUCACAGCCUUCUCAAACAGCUGAAGCAAUAUAUUGUAUAUUGCCAUAUUGUCUGGUGAAAGGGUUAAAUUACUUCACCUCUUGCACUUUUAGAUGCAAAUCAGUUUUUCAUUUCUGUAAUAGAAAAUUAUCCACGUAUUUUUACAUCAUUUGUUUUUCCUGACCAGUAUUUAAAACCAAAAGGAUAUUCUGAAAAAUGGCCAACGAUUUUUUUAGAAAUAGCAUCCCAAGCAGCGUGCCUAAACAUUACAUUGCAUAUGGAAAUAAAAAAGUCAAAUGUC
Molecule: messenger RNA, 4433 nt
Organism: Hippopotamus amphibius kiboko
Lineage: Eukaryota; Metazoa; Chordata; Mammalia; Artiodactyla; Hippopotamidae
Gene: PPP6R3
Product: protein phosphatase 6 regulatory subunit 3
Exons: 25
Coding region: 366-2987 (873 amino acids)
Cellular component (GO): nucleus; cytosol
Molecular function (GO): protein phosphatase regulator activity; protein phosphatase binding
Source: RefSeq, a predicted model, not a curated record